Molecule: messenger RNA, 1464 nt
Organism: Acaulospora morrowiae
Lineage: Eukaryota; Fungi; Glomeromycota; Glomeromycetes; Diversisporales; Acaulosporaceae
Source: the annotation of a GenBank genome assembly
GCUCUGAUGAGCACCAACUUACAGGCUAAUUCGCCACUUGAUGGCCGAAACAAAGAACAAAAUUUUCAAAAUUUGCUGCAGGCAUGCCGGGCCGGCGACCUUGAAAGGGUAGAAAGUGGACAUUAUGAAGUGGUAAAGUUUUUACUAGAGAGUGGUGCUCGAUGUGAACAAGACACCUUCGAAGGCGCACGUUGUCUUUAUGGUGCAUUAACAGAGGGAAUAAGGGAACUGUUGCUUAGUCACGAAUUUACAAAGGCCGUUGAUGAAACCCAACCAUAUCGGCACUUUUUGGGUCAAUUGUUCGAAAAACCUUUGGAUUCAUUUUGCGACGUAGUUUUUAAACUGGUUUCCAAUAAUAACUUUGAAACUUUUGAAUUCGCGGCGCAUCGAUGCAUUCUUUGUGCACGCUCGAAAUAUUUUGCCAAAAGAUUCGAAACCACCUGGCUUACAUCCAAAAUUAUAACGAUUCAUCGAAAUCCUCUGUGUUUUCGAGAGAUCCUGAGAUAUUUGUAUACUGGAGAAAUUGGAGAAAUACAGGAAGAAUACAUUAUGGAAAUUUUGGAACUAUGUUACGAAUUUGAUUUAGAUAUAUCGGAAGAGUAUCUUAAUAAGUCUUCACCUAAAAGGGCACAAGAGCGUGAAAAGUUAGAGAUUCAGCGAUUGCAACAGGAUUUAGAACAUUUUUGUAAAACUCGUGUCAUCCGUGACAAGCGAUAUUCCAGCGAAGAUCAAGUAGCGGAAAAUUCAUUGAGUGCACAAGAAUUAGCGCAAGCAGAUCUUAUCAUUAAUGUUGGAAAUCGAACGUUCCCUUGUCACCGAGCAUUUCUUACCAGGCGUUCCGAUUAUUUUAAAGCCAUGUUUACGGGUUCAUUUUCCGAAUCUAUUUUUCACCAUCAGCAGGACAACAAAAAUUUGCCGGUAUUCCAAUUAUCAGGUUGUACUCCAGAAGUCUUUAGUUUAAUCCUUGAAUUCAUUUAUACCGACAAAUGUGAGGUUCCCCCUUCGAUCUCUUAUGAUGUGCUCGUGUCGGCCGACAUGUAUUUGUUGGAUAAGUUAAAAUCCAUCGCAUCCAUAGCUCUCACCAAUCUCAAGGAACCAACCAAAGAUAUAUACACAUUAAUGCGAACGGCGUUGGACCUCGGUGUUGAACGAUUAGAAUCAUGGUGUUCACAUUGGUUCGCCGACCACAUCAAUGAAGUGCUAGAAGAUCCUCAAUUCCUAGAAUUGGUCGAGGAGUCAGCGGCAAGUAUUAAACAACGUCAAGAGACGGACACUAUACCAUUGAUAGAUGAGAUUAGGUAUUGGUUGUCUAAAAAGUAUUGUGUAUUUGAGGAGGAUGUUGAUAAGAAAAGUGGAAGAGUGGUGGAACAUGAAGGGGAAGAGAUUUUGUCGUGGGAAGAAGAGUAUAAUAAAAUUUUGGAACGAAUUGAUCAGGCAUUAGAGAAAUUAAAAUUAGAUGCCUGA